This is a messenger RNA of Malania oleifera, 1671 nucleotides long. Its product is annotated as cytochrome P450 78A5-like. Gene Ontology annotation, molecular function: monooxygenase activity; iron ion binding; heme binding. Bases 24 to 1577 code for a protein of 517 amino acids. NCBI's taxonomy places the organism in Eukaryota, Viridiplantae, Streptophyta, Magnoliopsida, Santalales, Ximeniaceae. The transcript has 2 exons. The record is from RefSeq and is a predicted model, not a curated record.
UCUCUCUCUCUCUCUCUCUCUCAAUGGCAACGGAAUAUGAUCUUCUAUUUCUUCCCAAAAUGGUUCAGUCAUCUGUUAUGAGCCUCGAAACGACGCUUUGUGUAGUGCUUUUUACUGCCGUUUUGGCACUCUGGCUUGUCCCGGGUGGACUCGCAUGGGUUCUCGCCAGGCCCGGGGCAACGAAUCCGAUACCGGGCCCAUCCGGCUUCCCGCUAGUCGGGCUGGCCCACGUUUUGGCCGGCUCUACCCCCCACCGCGCCCUGGCCGACCUCGCCCGGAGCUUCGGCUUUCCCAAACUGAUGGCUUACUCCGUCGGUUUGACCCGUUUCGUCAUUUCGACCCACCCGGAAACGGCGAAGGAAAUACUGGGCAGUCCGGCCUUUGCGGACCGGCCCGUGAAGGAAUCAGCCUACGAGCUGCUCUUCCACCGGGCAAUUGGGUUCGCUCCCUACGGGAAGUACUGGCGGAAGUUGAGGAGAAUCUCUGGGACCCAUUUGUUCAGCACGAAGAGGGUAUCCGGGUUGGGGGAUAUCAGAAACGGGAUCGGGUCGGGCAUGGUUGAGGAGAUAAGGGCUUUGAUGGGGGUGAAGGGAGAGGUGGAGGUUAAGAAGGUUUUACAUUAUGGGUCUCUGAGGAGUAUGAUGUUGAGUGUGUUUGGGAAGAGUCAUGGCGGCGGUGAGCUUGAGGAGAUGGUGGGGGAAGGGUACGAGCUGCUUGGGAUGUUCAAUUGGAGUGAUCAUUUUCCGGUGGUGGGGUGGCUGGAUUUGCAGGGAGUGAAGAAGAGAUGCAGAGGGUUGGUGGCGAGGGUAAACGUGUUUGUGGGGAAGAUCAUUGAUGAGCAUAGGGUUAAGAGGGGUGGUCGCGGUGGUGGCGGGGAAGAAGAGCAGUUUAGAGAUUUUGUUGAUGUGUUGCUUGAUUUAGAGGAAGAGGAUAACCUUAGUGACUCUGAUAUGAUCGCUGUUCUCUGGGAAAUGAUUUUCCGCGGAACAGAUACGGUCGCAAUCCUGCUAGAAUGGAUUCUCGCGAGAAUGGUCCUGCACCCGGAAAUCCAAUCCAAAGCCCAAUCCGAAAUUGAUGCUGUCGUCGGAAACUAUAGACCCGUUUCCGACUCCGACAUCCCAAGCCUCCCUUACCUCCAAAACAUCGUGAAAGAAACCCUGAGGUUACACCCGCCGGGGCCUCUUCUAUCAUGGGCCCGCCUCGCCGCCGCCGACGUUCACGUCGGAGAUAGCUUCAUUCCGGCUGGAACCACGGCCUUGGUGAAUAUGUGGGCCAUCUCUCGCGACGAGAACGUGUGGCCAGAGUCAGAGAAGUUCAUGCCGGAGCGGUUUGCCGACGAGGACGUGAGCGUCAUGGGGGCUGACCUGAGGCUAGCUCCGUUUGGCGCCGGUAGGAGGGUUUGUCCCGGAAAAGCCAUGGGACUGGCCGCCGUUCAUCUCUGGCUGGCUCAGCUGCUUCAGAGCUUCAAAUGGGUUCCUUCCGAUUGUGGGGUGGACUUGUCUGAGCGUCUGAAACUGUCCCUUGAGAUGAAGAACUCACUGGUUUGUAAGGCACUCCCUAGGGUUAGGGUUGCUUAAAUUUGAAACCCAUGUGGUCGUGAUUAAGGGUACGUACGUGCAUGCAUGCAUGGUUAGUUGAUCUGCUUAAUUAGUACUUUGGCAGUACUGUUCU